AUGAACAUUCCAAAUCUGAUUCCAACAGAAUCGUUUAACUUCGAUGGAAUCCAGUACUCGCCUUACUUCCUAACAAACGGUGAUAAUCCUGGAGCAUUCAUCAUCUCAGAGGUACUUGACGGUACGAACUAUAGCACUUGGAUUCUAGCUAUCACUAUUGCUCUAGAUGCGAAGAACAAGCUAUCAUUUGUUGAUGGUUCGUUACCUAGGCCACCUGAGAAUCAUCCUCAUUAUAGAAUCUGGUCUCGUUGCAAUAGUAUGGUCAAGUCUUGGAUUCUUCACUCUGUGACGAAGCAGAUCUAUGGAAGUAUACUAAGGUUUAAUGAUGCUUCUGAAAUUUGGAAAGAUCUGAUGACACGAUUCCGCAUCACAAAUUUUCCAAGAUCUUAUCAUCUUACUCAACAAAUCUGGUCUCUCCAUCAAGUAUCUAUGGAUUUAUCUACGUAUUACACAAAACUGAAGACUCUUUGGGAUGAGCUUGAUGGAGCGGAUUGUGUUAAGACUUGUCAAAACUGUAAUUGUUGCAAGGCGACGUAUACUAAGGCAGAGCAUGCUAAGAUCAUCAAGCUACUAGCAGGAUUGAAUGAUUCUUACUCCAAUUCUCGGAGUCAAAUCAUCAUGAAAAAGAAUGUUCCAGAUCUGGCUGAGGUCUACAACCUGAAUGUUCCAGAUCUGGCUGAGGUCUACAACCUUCUCGAUCAAGAUCACAGUCAAAGGAGCAUUAAUCCUAUCUCGAAUGCAUCUGCUUUUCAAGUCACAACUGACAUUCCUCCAGCUUCAAUCAAUGCGGCUCAGUCAUCUCAGUCUCAUCGCCAAAGCAGGCUCCUGUGUUCUCAUUGUGGCUAUUCCGGUCACACUAUGGAUAAAUGUUACAAGAUUCCUGGUUUUCCACCGGGUUUCAAAUCUAAAAGAUUGGCGGCUGCUGAGAAACAAACCAAUCCAGUGAAACCUGUGGUAGCAAUUAUGACUCUUGCUGACAAUACUAAUGAUUCUAUUGCUACAUGCAUGAUGAAUACACUGUCCAAAGAUCAGAUUCAAGGAGUAUUGAGUAUUUCAACACUCAGUUACAGCUUUCCACUAACCAAAAUCAAAAUGUGGCUUCUACUUCUGGAGGUUCUAUCACAACUCUCCCGGUCAGUAAGCUUACCAACUGGUUUAGGAGUGAAGAUAAUUGGAACUGGACAGGUCAAGAUAAAUGAGAAUUUAAUCUUGAAUAAUGUCCUCUAUAUUCUGGAUUUCAGAUUAAAUCUCAUUAGUGUCAGUCAGAUGACAAGAGACUUGGGUUAUAGAGUUGCAUUUGACAGGGGCUCUUGUAUGAUUCAUGAUCUUUCCAAGGGGUUGAUGAUUGGUCAGGGUGAAGAAAUCACAAACCUCUACAUUCUGGAUGAAGCUUCUAUUGGUGAACUCUCUACAAGGCAAGGACCCUUCUCAGUGACUUCAAAUGAAGGAUAUAGAUACUUUCUCACGAUUGUAGAUGAUCACACUAGAGUCACCUGGAUAUAUCUCAUGCACACAACAGAUGAGGUCCAUACAUUGUUUCCGGAGUUCUUAACAAUUGUAGAAACACAGUACAAAACAACAGUUAAAGGAGUAAGGUCAGAUAACGCACCUGAGCUGAAAUUCUCUGCUCUGUACAAAGCCAAAGGGGUCACAGCCUUUCAUUCUUGUCCAGAAACUCCAGAGCAAAAUUCAGUUGUUGAAAGGAAGCAUCAACAUAUAUUGAAUGUUGCUCGUUCAUUGAUGUUUCAGGCAAAGCUAGCUCUUGAAUACUGGUUAGACUGUGUUCUAACUGCGGUGUUCUUGAUAAACCGUCUUCCUACUCCUUUACUCAAAGAUAAAUCUCCUUAUCAAAUGCUUACUUCUAAGCAACCAGACUACACUGGGAUACGUACGUUUGGAUGUCUCUGCUACGUUUCCACUUCUUCAAAGAACAUACAUAAAUUUCAACCAAGAGCCAAAACAAAUAUAUUUCUUGGAUAUCCGUCUGGUUAUAAAGGCUACAAGGUUAUGGAUUUGGAGACUAAUGUCAUCUCUAUAUCCAGAAAUGUGUUCUUUCAUGAAGAUAUCUUUCCGUUUGAUCAACCUAAAGAUCUUCCUGACAUAUUUGGUUCUCCUAUGACUGAUGAUGGUGCACCAACUAGAGCUGAAUCUACUACUAUACCUAUCAUAGUUAAGGAAGUUCUUGCCUCUAUAGAUCCAAGUUCAUCUACUACUAUACCUGCAAAAGAUAAGGAAGUUUCUGCAUCUGUAGAUUCAUCUAUGGCUGCAUUAGACAGUGCAGCACAUGUUUCCUAUGAUAAACUGUUUGAGACGUAUAAGAACUACAUUUGCUCUGUUAUGCAUCAUCCUGAACCUUCUUCGUUUGCUCAAGCUAAGAAGUUUGAUGAGUGGAUCAAAGCUAUGAAUGAGGAGCUCAUUGCUUUGGAAAGUACUGAUACAUGGGAAGUAGUAUCUCUUCCUGAUGGUAAACAUGCCAUAGGCUGUCGCUGGGUUUAUAAAGUAAAACUUAAUGCUGAUGGAACGUUGGAAAGAUAUAAGGCACACUUGGUAGCUAAAGGCUAUACACAACAGGAGGGGAUUGAUUUUGUUGACACCUUUUCUCCUGUAGCCAAAAUGACUACUAUCAAGACCAUACUAUCUGUUGCAGCUGUCAAACAAUGGAGCCUCACGCAUUUGGAUGUAUCUAACGCAUUUCUAAACGGAAAACUCAAUUAG
Messenger RNA from Brassica oleracea var. oleracea, 2715 nucleotides. RefSeq lists its product as uncharacterized. The record is from RefSeq and is a predicted model, not a curated record. NCBI's taxonomy places the organism in Eukaryota, Viridiplantae, Streptophyta, Magnoliopsida, Brassicales, Brassicaceae. Gene Ontology annotation, biological process: DNA integration. The coding region runs from base 1 to 2715 and encodes 904 amino acids. The transcript has 4 exons. Gene Ontology annotation, molecular function: nucleic acid binding.